UUAGGACCCAGAGCAUCCAACAGUAAAGAGGAGGAGACAGAGGAAAAGUCGGAGUGACAGGAGAAAGCUGACACAGUAACCGCAGCAUUAAGGAACCACCUCUCCUCUCUGCGAAGAGGAGGAGGAGUAGGAGGGAUACAGCGCACCGGGGAUGUUCAUCUGGGGACGGAGAGCCUCCGACAGAGGAUGGGUGAGCAGGUGUGACAUCUCCAUCAUCCAAGCAGCCGAGGAGAUGCCGAUAAGUUUGACUAACAGCUACUCAUUCGAGGCUCCCGCAACAACACGUGUACCUGUCCCGCACAUAGACAGUUAAACUUCACGCAUAUUCAAUACGAGGAAGGACAUCUUUCACUCCUGUGUAUGGUUUCAGCUGGGACCUGAAGACCUCACCGUCUUUGUUGGACAGCUGGAUGGAGUCUUAAGGAACUGGGUUGUUUUUGUCACUCUGAAGCCAUAAUUCAAAACCAGACAACUUUUGUUUCCUGAAGAACAUCGAGCCAAUGUUCACCCCUGGAUUAUACUUCUGUAGCCUUAUUUCUUUCACACCUAAAUGUUAAAAUCUAUUCCCAAAACUAAUCCUAGAUGUUAUGUCUUCAUGAAGUGUCAGAAAGCAAAGCCAAGGAAAUAUUUUUUACUGUUUCUGCUGCAGCUGAAGAGAAACAAGGGCGUCUAAUUUAUCAAUAACUGUUAUUGUCACUUUUUGCUGUUCGAGAACAAAAAUUGAGACCAAAGCUUCUCCAAUAAUCCAACACAACUUUCAGGUGCUGGGAUAAAUUCGGCAUGUGCUUUUUUCCUCUGGACCCGGCACUGAAACAAGAGAAAAAUUAAAGAAUAGGAUUAAAGGUGGAUUAUCACAGCAGCUGCCUCUACAUAAGCCCAUCGAGCCAGCCGGCUUGUAGAUUACGUUUGCCUGUUGAUGCGGCCUCUGGAGCGGUUCGUCUUUAAUGGAGAACAGAGACGAGCUGGAGCACCCCCUGCUGGGAGAAAGCGCCGCCAACAGGCUGCCGUCCGGCCAGAACCAGCAGAACCAGGCGCCGGUCGGUCUUUUUAAGGGCAUUCUGGUGAAGUGUGAGGAGGACCGAGCGUAUCCUCCGCUGGGCUGGAGAGGCUACUGCGGCCAUCCUCCGGAGCUGCUGGAUGCCUGCGCCCUGCCGCGCAGCCUGGAGUCGCUCUACCCGGCUGGGCCGCUGUGGGGCCAAGCGGACAUGCUCAGCAAGGAGUACCUGGAGACCACGUUUGUGGACAUCCGGCCCGGUUCGGCGCUGGAGAGGAAGCUGCUGGCCGAGGCUCAGGACUUCCACAGCGCCCCCUACAGCAUGGAUGACGAGGACGACCUGCUUCCUGACUCUGACGACUCGUCUAUCGACGACCUCAGCGAUACGGACAGCGACGGAAACUUUCCCCUGAUGAUCCCUCAGGACUACCUGGGUCUGGCCUUUUUCUCCAUGCUCUGCUGCUUCUGGCCGCUGGGCAUCGCUGCCUUCUACCUGUCUCAGAAGACCAACAAGGCAUCAGCUCAGGGGGAUUUUCAGGGCGCCAACGCGGCGUCCCGCCAGGCCCUGUGGCUCUCCGUGCUCUCCAUCGUGUUUGGCAUCAUAACGUACAUCUGCGCCAUCGCAGCGCUGAUCUCCUACCUGUCUGCAAAGCCAUCAUAAGAGCCGCGGCUCGCACACAAAGACACAAACCCUCCAUGAACAUCAGCACAUCAUCUGCAAAAUAACGAAUAAACGAAAAGAUUUUAACCACGUCUCACCGGAACAGGACGAAAUGCAGCCCAGACGACAUUCAGGCUCGUCUUUCUCACUGAGGUUGAAAAGUUUGUGUCACGCUUGUCAUCACAUGUGGAGUUUAAAUUUAAUUUAAAGGUGACCUAUUGUGCUUCCUAGAACAGGCUAGGAUUGGGUGUCCAAAACUGGCAAAUUUAAACUAAAAAAAU
Molecule: messenger RNA, 1936 nt
Organism: Poecilia latipinna (sailfin molly)
Lineage: Eukaryota; Metazoa; Chordata; Actinopteri; Cyprinodontiformes; Poeciliidae
Gene: tmem91
Product: transmembrane protein 91
Exons: 4
Coding region: 945-1655 (236 amino acids)
Cellular component (GO): membrane; intracellular membrane-bounded organelle
Source: RefSeq, a predicted model, not a curated record